AUGAUAUGCGACGCUCGUACAUGCGGCGAUUGCCGAUAUCUGGAGCGGGACGAGCAGGACGAUCACACGGCGAAUCUCGCAGAGUUCCUGGCGAACUGUCAACACGCGAAAUGCAAGGUGGUUCGUCUGGUCCGUCAGCAAAUAAGUAAACUGCAGAAUAUGCAGGACGAACGUUUACUGACUGCGAGCGACGAGGCGCGCGAGAAGGUGCAUAAUGAAAUGCCCACUGAAAUGCAUGAAGCGCUCAACAAUGAAGUCCACGAAGUGUACAGUGAAGUACACGAGCCACACGAUGAUCUGUACGAGGUGGAGAGCAAAGUAGAGCAGGCGUUCAACGAAUCGCACGGCAAUGUGUACGAAGCGCAGAAAGCUGCUGCAGUUGCAAAACGAAUUGUCGGAGGGACGAGCGCAAACGCAGCGACCGCAUCCUUGCGUCGCACGGCGUCUCCUGGGAGAGCGGUGGACCGCAAGUGGAUGCUGUGGAUCCUGGAUCGCGUUCGUCAUCGAGCGCAUCUGAUACUGGCGGCCGCUGCGGUCGGCGUGAUAGUCUGGACCGCUUUGGUGUACGGUGUCUUCCUGGGCGCGACGGCCUGCGGAAGCGGACGCACCUGUUUCCGAUCGUCUCUUAAAUAUACGCACGCUAAACGCACAUUGUUUUGA
Molecule: messenger RNA, 660 nt
Organism: Atta colombica
Lineage: Eukaryota; Metazoa; Arthropoda; Insecta; Hymenoptera; Formicidae
Exons: 3
Coding region: 1-660 (219 amino acids)
Source: RefSeq, a predicted model, not a curated record